Gossypium raimondii (Peruvian cotton) is the source of this 1421-nucleotide messenger RNA. RefSeq lists its product as uncharacterized. Gene Ontology annotation, biological process: protein ubiquitination. The transcript has 9 exons. The coding region runs from base 157 to 978 and encodes 273 amino acids. Gene Ontology annotation, molecular function: ubiquitin-protein transferase activity; zinc ion binding. NCBI's taxonomy places the organism in Eukaryota, Viridiplantae, Streptophyta, Magnoliopsida, Malvales, Malvaceae. Gene Ontology annotation, cellular component: membrane. The record is from RefSeq and is a predicted model, not a curated record.
AAAUCCAAAAAAGUAAAUUGAUUAAAUAUUUUCCAAACUUUCAAAGGAAAAAUAGUCCUACAAAAUCUCCUAUAAUCUCAGAAAAUUCAAGUAAAAACGCGUAAUUUUCUGUCCUUGGCAAGCACAAGUUGUCCCUUUUUUUUAGCUAAAGAAAUUAUGAGUGAUCACCUGGUGUUAUAUGUGGAUCGUCUUGUGAGGCCGGUGCCGGCGCGUCCACUUGAAUCGGGGGCUGGUCCCUCGACGGAGGAAAAGGAGAAAGUGAAGGAUAAGGAGGUUUUCCAAGGAAGCAAUGAGGAGGACCCGCUUAUUCAGGUGGCGGAGUGCCGCAUCUGUCAGGAGGAAGAUUCCAUUAAGAAUCUAGAGACUCCGUGUGCCUGCAAUGGCAGCCUCAAGUAUGCGCAUAGGAAGUGCGUGCAGCAUUGGUGCAACGAGAAAGGAGAUAUAAUCUGCGAGAUAUGUCAUCAGUCUUAUCAACCUGAUUAUACUGCUCCACCUCGCACCCAGACGGACGAAACAGCUAUCGAUAUUGGUGGAGGCUGGACAAUCUCUGGCACCCCUCUGGAUUUGCGUGAUUCUCGCCUUUUAGCCAUUGCAGAGGCAGAACGCCAAUUUUUGGAAACUGGGUAUGACGAAUAUGCUGCAUCAAAUGCCACUGGAGCUGCAUUUUGCCGUUCAGCUGCUGUAAUUUUAAUGGCACUUCUGCUAUUGCGGCAUGCAGUGACUGUUCCAGAUGCCGAUUCAGAUGAUGAUGUCUCUUCUUUCUUCUCUUUUUUCUUGCUUCGAGCUGCUGGGUUUCUCUUGCCAUGCUACAUCAUGGCUUGGGCCAUCAGUAUAUUACAGCAACGAAGGCAAAGACAGGAAGCAGCAGCGUUGGCUGCCACCCAAGUUGCUUUUGUACUACAAUCUGGGCAAAGUAGGGGUAUGCAUUUCGCAAUAGCAUCAGGACCUGCAGUGACACUCCACCCGGAAAAUGUUUAAACUUAUAUGAAGUCCUGCACUGACAUUACUUUACGUUACAUUGGUAGUUUACGAGCAAAUGAGGACAGUUCCCCUUUAAAUAAACUUUGCUUCAGCUUGAGCCAUCGAUGGGCCUUGUGCAGAGGUGCCCGAAACCUGUUCGGAGAAAUUGAAAUCCGAUCUGGUUUCAUCCGUGGGUGUGGUGAUGUGCACAGAUGGGUUAACUACACCGAACAUUUUUAGUCUGUGGGUCAAAUUUUAUGAUGAUUUUUAAAUUUCAAAACGUUUUAAUCACGACAUUUACUCAGAAAAAAAAAGUUGAAUGCCAAUGAAUUCUAGUUCAUAAGCGCUCGAGUUCUUAUAGCACUUAUCAGUGAGGCCCCAUUGCUAAUACAAUUAGAUUUCCUCUUCAUAGGCUUGGGAUUGGUUUAGGAUUACGAGAUCCUUUUCUCUUUCAAACUUAG